UCGGUCGUAUUUUACGCACCAAGAAUCCCUCCGCGGAGGCUGCGGAUGAAUGAACGCGUAUUGUAUUGUUUGCUUUGUUCAUUUUUCUUCUCUCUAUUUUGAAAGAAAAAACAUUUGCGGACUGCUUUGGCGUUUGCUCGAACGCGGCGGCUGUGUCAAGUUUCUGCUCUAAAACGAAGUCCGGCGCGCAUCCUGCAGCUUUGCUCCUCUGCGGGCUGGCAGCCCCCACAAGUAGAAUCCGUGGAGAUUUAUUUUGGUGGUUCUGUGAUUACAACAGAAACCUCAAUUGGUCCCUGCCCUAACAAUCGACUUUUUCUCCAUCGCAUCUCCAACUGCUUCCUACCUGUAAAAACAACCAAUUCGUAACCCCCUCUUCUUAUUUUGUGUGUUUUUAAUGAAAGCCGAGACCUAUUUAUCUAAAACCUUUUCUCUCUCGCCCCCUCUCCCCCACCCCCCAAAAAAAAAAAAAAAAAAAAAAAAACAGAGAGAAGUGAAAAGUCCGCUCCUCUUCUGAAGCUUCCAACUUCAAACACCCAGCGAGAUCUUUCAGAAACUGUUGCAAGAAAGGAAGCAACACGAGCAAUGGUGGAAAUGAAAUUAGCGUAGCGGCUCGUCUUCCAAUUCUUCCUGUCCCGCAGGAGCCUCCAUCAACAAAGGCCACGUGAACUCAACUCAGACAAGAGAAUCCUCACGCCGCCAUGUCGCCGCAAUGGCCGGCUCCGUCUUUGGGACCUUGCGUCUCCGUCUCGGUCCUGCUGCUGGCGCUCCCGGGGGUCACGCAGGUGUCCCGAGGGAGCGCCGACCACCGGGACAACUGCACCGGUGAAGAUAACUGCUCUGACGGCGUGGUGCUGCCCAUGUGGAAUCCCCAAAACCCCGUGGUGGGCGAUAAGGUGGCCCGAGCCAUCGUUUACUUUGCGGCGCUCGUCUACAUGUUCCUGGGCAUGUCCAUCAUCGCCGACCGCUUCAUGUCUUCCAUCGAGGUCAUCACGUCUCAGGAGAAAGAGAUCACCGUCAAGAAGCCCAACGGUGAGACGACCACCGCGACGGUGCGCGUCUGGAACGAGACCGUCUCCAACCUGACCUUAAUGGCCUUGGGCUCGUCAGCGCCGGAAAUCCUUCUGUCCGUCAUCGAGGUGGUGGGCCAUAACUUUGAAUCCGGAUCUCUGGGACCGAGCACCAUCGUGGGCAGCGCCGCGUUCAACAUGUUCAUCAUCAUCGCCAUCUGCGUCUACGUGGUCCCGGAAAACGAGACCCGCAAGAUAAAGCACCUCAGGGUGUUCUUCGUCACCGCGGCCUGGAGCAUUUUCGCCUACAUCUGGCUCUACCUCAUCCUGUCCGUCUUCUCUCCCGGCGAGGUGGAAGUCUGGGAGGCCGUCCUCACCUUUCUUUUCUUCCCGCUCUGCGUGCUGCAAGCGUGGAUGGCGGACCGCCGCCUGCUCUUCUACAGGUACGUGGGGAAACGCUAUCGCGCCGACAAGAACCGCGGCAUCGUCGUCGAAUCCGAGGGCGACGCCAUGUUCGCCAAAAUGGACUCUGAGACGGACGGCCACCCCAAAGAGGCCUCGGACGGGAUGCCGGAGGGCGUGGAGGAAGGUGCGGAGCAGGACCAAGAGGAGGAAGCUCGCAGGGAGAUGGCUCGCACCCUAAAAGAACUCAAGCAGCGGCACCCCGACAAGGACAUGGAGCAGCUGAUCGAAAUGGCCAACUACCAGGUUUUGGUACAGCAACAGAAAAGCCGAGCCUUCUACCGCAUCCAGGCCACGCGCAUGAUGAUCGGCGCCGGAAACAUCCUGAAGAAGCACGCCGCCGACCAAGCCAGGAAGGUGGUGAGCUGCCACGAGGCUAGCGGACAAGAAGAGGACCCCAACACCGUCUACCUGCAGUUUGACCCCUCCCACUACCAGUGCUUCGAGAACUGCGGCUCCUUAAAGCUCUCGGUGAGCCGGCACGGAGGAGAAGCCGGCUGCACGGUGAAGGUGGACUACCGCACAGAGGACGGGACGGCCAACGCCGGCUCGGACUACGAGUUUGCCGAGGGCACUUUGGUCUUCAAGCCCGGCGAGACCACCAAAGAGUUCAGCGUCGGCGUGAUCGACGAUGACAUUUUUGAGGAAGACGAACACUUUUACGUGCGCCUCAGCAACCCCCGCGUGGCGCACCGGGCCGAGGUCUCCGUCCUGGAGCCGCGCUCCCUGUCCUCCGGCGGCGCGGCGGGCGGAUCUUGCCGCGUCCCUCCCAAAGCCGCCCUGGGCGCCGCCCACACCGCCACGGUGACCAUCUACGACGACGACCACGCCGGCAUCUUUACCUUCGAGGGCAAGUCGACCAGGGUCAGCGAGAGCGUGGGAAACAUGCGGGUCAAGGUUCAUCGGACGUCAGGAGCCAGGGGCAAGGUCGCCGUGCCUUACCACACCGUCGAGGGCACCGCCAAGGCCGGAGAGGACUACGAGGAAGUGUCCGGCAAGCUGGAGUUCCAGAACGACGAGACCAUGAAGCUGCUGGACGUGAAGAUCAUCGACGACGAGGAGUACGAGAAGAACAAGACCUUCAGCAUUAUUUUGGAAGAGCCCGUUCUGCUGGAAGUGGGUCAGAGACACGGAGACAGCAACGAUAACAAGACGCCCGUCGGGCCGGAGGACGUGGCCAAGAUGGGUUGCCCUUGUCUGGGGGAGCACACGAGCCUGGAGGUGGUCAUCGAGGAAUCGUACGAAUUUAAGAGCACCGUGGACAAGCUGAUCAAAAAGACCAACUUGGCCCUGGUGGUGGGCAGCAGCAGCUGGAGGGAGCAGUUCGUCAGCGCCGUCACCGUCAGCGCAGGCGACGACGACGAGGAAGAAAGCGGCGAAGAGCGGCUGCCCUCCUGCUUCGACUACAUCAUGCACUUCCUGACGGUGUUCUGGAAAGUGCUCUUCGCCUUCGUCCCGCCCACCGAGUACUGGAACGGCUGGGCCUGCUUCCUGGUGUCCAUCUCGCUCAUCGGCGUCCUGACGGCGGUGACCGGCGACCUGGCCUCUCACUUCGGCUGCACGGUGGGCCUGAAGGACUCCGUGACCGCCGUGGUCUUCGUGGCCUUGGGCACGUCGGUCCCAGACACGUUCGCCAGCAAGGUGGCCGCCAUCCAGGACCAGUACGCCGACGCCUCCAUCGGGAACGUGACCGGCAGCAACGCCGUCAACGUGUUCCUGGGCAUCGGGGUGGCGUGGACCAUCGCCUCGGUCUACUGGAAGAGCGGCGGCAAGAGUUUCAAGGUGGAGCCGGGCUCGCUGGCCUUCUCCGUCACGCUGUUCACCGUCAUGGCGCUGGCGUGCGUGCUGGCGCUGCUCUACCGCCGCCGUCCCGCCGUCUCGGGCGGAGAGCUGGGCGGCCCGCGGACAGCCAAGCUGCUGACCUUCUUCCUCUUCCUGUCGCUGUGGCUGGUCUACAUCCUGCUGUCCUCGCUGGAGGCCUACUGCCACGUUCCGGGAUUCUGAGGACGGCUUCGGGGUUUUCGCCGGCGUAUCCAUCCCAGCUGCGUGGCCGUCUUUAAGUUGGCUUUUGACAUUUUUAUGAUAUGACUUUCGAUACAAUUUGUAUACGUAAACAGACAAAACAAUACAAAGGAAAGGAACUUGCAUAAGUGCAAAGAUCUCAGCCGAGGGAAAUGUAGAGCGACGCGUGCGUUUAUUACUUAGCUUUCCGAUAAAUAUUCAUCUUUUAUCACGUAACAGAUCAAGAACGUACGCGCGAACGAUUUUUUUUCUUUGUUUCUCGGGAAUCUCUUUGAAAGUGAAGUGCGUAACGUUUCAACAAUGAUGUGAUGUGACGUGAAUCUCGCCAGAAACCUUUCGGCGCUCUUCAUCGGUGUCACGUUUGGUGUUUGUCUUGGCGAACGUGCAAUUUCUUUAAACAAUUUAGAAAAUAAUACAUGAAGGUCUUCGAGGGCAGAGUGGCUGCUUUCCAACUGUUUACAAUUUGAGCGUGUCACAACAAACUGGUCAAAGGCCAUCUUCUCGUCGUUUGGCAAAUGUUGAGUCAUAUUUCUUAUUGCACUGACACUGUGAUCAUUUGCUAAAAUCUUUGUGUC
Messenger RNA from Syngnathoides biaculeatus (alligator pipefish), 4066 nucleotides. RefSeq names its product solute carrier family 8 member 4a (gene slc8a4a). Bases 699 to 3473 code for a protein of 924 amino acids. Gene Ontology annotation, cellular component: axon; postsynapse; sarcolemma. NCBI's taxonomy places the organism in Eukaryota, Metazoa, Chordata, Actinopteri, Syngnathiformes, Syngnathidae. Gene Ontology annotation, biological process: cell communication; sodium ion transmembrane transport; calcium ion import across plasma membrane. Gene Ontology annotation, molecular function: calcium:sodium antiporter activity. The record is from RefSeq and is a predicted model, not a curated record. The transcript has 8 exons.